GGCCAUAUUCCUGAACCUGGAUCCCUUCUCCGCUGUCAGAUGUCGAGCAGUCUGCAGAGACUGGAAAUAUCUGAGCAAGUCGAGGAGGUUUAUCAAGACAUUUUGCCACAGACUUGGCUUCCUCAAGGCGGGGCAGACCCUGACCGAACUUCGCAAUCCCAGGGGUCAGCUACGCAGCUCAUAUCUCACCUGGUCGCACACCUAUGGUGAAGGUCAGCUGAAAGGGCUUCGAAGCGAAGAUCUCAUGACGUACGAAUCCUUCCUUAGGACCAGCGUACAGCUGGGAAACGCCUGGCCUACUCAGAGAUUCCCUGCGCCUGUGCCUGCUACGACAUCUUCACCAACAGGCGCCGAAAAUGAGGACCUUCGCGAGAUCGGUGUAUCACCACUGUCCGGCGUCGCCAGCAACGCUAGGCACUUGCCAUCGGCAGUGAUCGCCAGACCAUCCCUGCUGAAGAUGUACAGUACCAAUCUACGUCGCUACACACUCUGGCCUGGACAGGCGCUGUAUGAUCGCGCGGACGACUGCCUCGUUGUUUCUCUGUCUGACGAGUGGGGCGUAGCCGUCAUUGAUGCUAUCACAGGUAGACUGCUGUCACUGAAACGACUUCGUGCAGCACAAGGGAGUGCCGGUAAUCAGCUCCGCAUGAGCGAGGGGUGGAUCAUGGAUGCCAGUGGAGAUAGGGAGAUCUGCGUGAGUCAGACCUUCUCUGCUUAUCGUGCCAUGACUCACUCGAGAUACUUCCGUCCAACAUCAGAUCUGGCGCUUCGAGCGUCUAGUUCAAGGGGUAUCAGCACCGCGGCGAGGAAUCCUGCGCAAAUUUGACUUCCUGCAGAUACCACACAAGAUCUGCGUCUUUCGCUGGCGUUUCCCUACUCUGGUCAUUGCGACCGAGGGCUACCACUGCCUCGUGUAUGAUGUCCCCGGAAAGCGCCUCACGCAGGAUAUCUCCCUGAAAGACUUGCCUAUCUACAAAUGGUCAAGCUUUACAUCUGUUGAAUUCGAUCAGACUUACAUCUACAUCGCGUACAACUACUCUGGUCCGAGAGAGAGCGGUGGAUACGAAAAGUCUGCUUUCCUUCAGGUCUACAAGCGGGAGGAUGGCAGGUGCCUCUGGAC
This is a messenger RNA of Microstroma glucosiphilum, 1120 nucleotides long. RefSeq lists its product as hypothetical. Lineage: Eukaryota; Fungi; Basidiomycota; Exobasidiomycetes; Microstromatales; Microstromataceae. The transcript has 4 exons. The record is from RefSeq and is a predicted model, not a curated record. Bases 245 to 826 code for a protein of 193 amino acids.